Molecule: messenger RNA, 384 nt
Organism: Durusdinium trenchii
Lineage: Eukaryota; Dinophyceae; Suessiales; Symbiodiniaceae
Source: the annotation of a GenBank genome assembly
AUGGCGGAGUGGAAUGUCUCUGCCCUCGGCGGCCUGUCGGGCGAGUGCCUGGCUUCGCUGCGUCUCGCCCCUGGGGCCUCGGUGGCCGAGCUGAAGCGGCUCGUGGGCGGCGCCGGGCCAGUGAAGCUCUUCCAUGAGGGGCAGCAGAUCUUUAGCUCUCAAACUCUCGCAGAAGCAGGGCUUAGGAUCGGAUCAGGGUCCGCGCGAAGAGGUCGGCCAGCGCGAAAGGUCGUCCUUCUGCUGCGGCUGAAGCACACAAAGCCACAGGAGCCGAGCUCUCUCCGUGCGUGCAACGGGUGUUCCACCUGGGUUUCGGGUGUCUUUUGUAGAAAAACACGUCCCAGACAUGCCCCUGAUUUUAUAUAUUUUAUGAUAAUUGUUUAA